Trichobilharzia szidati is the source of this 788-nucleotide messenger RNA. NCBI's taxonomy places the organism in Eukaryota, Metazoa, Platyhelminthes, Trematoda, Strigeidida, Schistosomatidae. The record is from the annotation of a GenBank genome assembly.
AGGAAAAAGUAUCAGCCGAUAAUUAUAAUCUUGCGUGUAUUUUAACAUUACCACCGUUUCAAAGACGAGGUUAUGGGCAUUUUUUAAUCAGUCUUAGUUAUGAAUUAGCAAAAAUUGAACAAGUUGUCGGUACACCAGAGAAACCAUUAUCCGAUUUAGGUCGCCUGAGUUAUCGUAGUUAUUGGGAGAAGGUUAUUUUGAAUUAUUUUCUAGAGCAUUCAGAUUGUACUAUGAAUGAAAUAAGUACAAAUACCUGUAUUGCUAUUGAUGAUAUAAUUUGGACAUUACAAAAUCACCCAGUGAUAACAAAUUGGCAAUAUGGUCAGCAUAUACACAUACAACGUGAUAUUGUCCAACAAUAUCUUGACCAGUUGAAUGAACAACACUCAGCUAAAUUGCAUUUCCAUGCAGAUGGUAGUAAACAUCGAAAAGUUAAUAAAACUUCUUAUCUCCUUGAUAUUAGUCAUUUGAAAUGGGAGCCACCAGUAAAAAGAAAUAACAAUAAUAAUACUAAUACUAAAGAAAUUAAGUGUAAUUGAAUGGGUAACACAGUCGUUACGUGCAUUUGCUUCUUCAGAGAGCGAGAGAAAGCCAUUAUCUUCUCAGUAUAUUAUUGUUUUUACACAUAAAUUAAUAACAUCAUUGAGUUUUCUUUUUUUUCAAAAAAACCCCACUUUUUUGUUAUCUAUUUUGAUACAUGAUGAUUACUUGUUGAUUAUUUAUUUCUCAUUUAAUAUACUACUUAUUUCUAUUUUUAUUAAGAUUUUUCUGGUGUUUGUGUGUAUGUG